UCACCCUCAUCCCCCCGCUCGCCACGCUUGGCACGGCGAGCACAGGGAGGGUGACGCAUGCGUGACACGUGUGUGGGCGCGUCCACCGAGGAGAUGGAGCGGUGAGAUCAAUCGGUGCGAGGGUGCUGCGUGGAUCGUCGUCGUCAUCAUCGUCGCAUCGCGGCAGGGCGAGACAUGGCGACGGCGGCUUGCGGAGGAAUCCCUCCAGCGGUGGCUUGUCACUGGCUGAUUAAUUAAUCACGUCAUUGGCAUCCUUCGGCAAAUGACGCCGCGUUCAUCGCCACCACCUCCACGCUCAACCCCAGCUGCUCCGGCACACAGCACGGGCGUGCAGACGCGGGGCAGCGCACCCACGCACUCAUCUCACUCCUAGAACUCGCGAUGUACAUCUCCUGGUACAUCCCAUCAAGCACCUGAUAAUCUCAUAAUCCCUGAUACAUCUUAGACAUUUCCCUGGUGCUUCUCGCGAUACAUCUCCUGGUCUGAUCGAUCCCAUUCUCUCUCUGAUACAGCUGAUGCAUCACCCUGGGGCGUCUCCGGAUACGUCUGAUCUCGUAAUAAUCUCCCCGAUACAUUUCGUGAUACAACCUCCCGGCGAAUACCCUGAUGCAGCUGAUACGUAUCCCUGGUACAUGUCGUGGUGCAUCUCCUGACACAUCCCCUCAUAAUCUCCUGAUACAUCCAAUAGUCUCCAUCUCUCUGAUGCAGCUGAUGAAUCUUCACGAUCCGUGCCCUGCGAUAUCUCCCUGAUACAUCUCUGGAUACGUCUCGUUCCGGCUGGGGCCAUGGCGAGCCGCGUGGCGCUCUCCGUGCUCUCUCUGCUGCCCGUGGUGUGCGGGGCAAGGAGGGCGGCACGGCGAGACCAGGUGAAGCAGGCAGCGUGCGCGGUCGAGGAACCUGCGCACGGGUGGCUCGCAGCACGUGCGCCUCUGUGCAGCGGCGUGGCCCUGCUCGCCCUGCACUUUCUCUACCGGAUGUGUCCUCACGACGUGCUGUCGGAGAUGCUGGCUGUGUACUCCCUCGUUCUGGGCACUGUGGCCCUCCUGUACUCCAUACGGCCGACUGCACUCGCGAUGCUUCCCGAAGGGUUCCCCAAUACGUGGUACCAGGUGACGCUUAACCAAGGCUUAGGGACGGCAAGGAGAGAGAUAUGGAGCAUGAGGUUUGACCGGAGAGACCUGCUGAGCUUGGCAGCGAGCCUGUCUGUGGGCCUGUGCUACUUCGUCACCAAGCACUGGGCCGCGGGCGAUGUCCUGGCUGUGUCCCUGGCGCUGCGCGGGGUGGAGUUGCUGCCGCUGUGCUCCAUCCCUGCGGCGUGCCUACUCUUCGCAUGUCUCUGUCUACAUGACAUCACGUGGCUGAAAGGAAUCGUCAAACGAGGCGAGACUGAACAACCACUUCACAAAAUCAUGCUCAAGUGUCAGGAACUGAGUGGACUUGAAGGGAACAUUCCGAUCGCCCUGGUUUUCCCCAAAGCAUUAUUUGGAGAUGGCGUGGACGUGUCGCCGUUCGUGGUAGUGCCACUGGACACUGUCGUCAUUCCGGGGAUAUUCAUAGCAUUUUUGCUGAAAUUUGACAUAAGCAUUGAGAGGAAUAGUCGCGUUUACUUCUACACGGGACUCACAUCAUAUGCUGCGGGACUCUGUCUCACGGCGGUGUUGGAACAGUAUGCUCUGCCAAUGUUUCCUUAUCUGGCUCCAGUCUACCUUGGGCUGCCACUGCUGGUGGCCGCGUACAGGGCGGAGCUCACGGAAAUGUUCUGCUUUGUGUCGGCGGUGGAGCGGUCUCCCCACACUCCGCAGGCGAGCGAGCUGCCUUUAAUGCCUGGCUACCCAGCAGCACUUGGGGCCUUCAUGAGCUGCAAACCCAGGCUCUAUCACAUAGCAGACCCUAGCUCGGUGUGAUCUUUCACCUCCACCCUAUUGUCGUUUGAACGGUGGGAUCCUGCCAUACAUCUUUCCGUGGAUCAUUCUUAUUAUUUUAACAUGGAUUCAUGAGCUCAAUAUGCUGUCUCAGUGUAAUGGUCAGCACGCUAGGGAUCACCACUUGGAUUAGUUCUCGCAGCGCGACAUCCAAAACAAAGGUCAAGUUUAUAAAUCCCCUCCCCCCGCCCGCCUCUGGCCACCCAGCAGUAGUGUGUAGCCCCUAUGAUGCGAGAUGAGUUGCCCAAAGCCAUUUCACCGAUACCCCAGCGGCCUAUUCAGUGCUACGAGGCCAGCAUCAGCGGGCGGGUUGUGGGUUCCUGCUGUGGGUGGAGUGGCGAGUCUGGGCUGGGGAACUGAACAAGUUACUGGGGCAUUUCAGUGGUGAAAUGGCCUUGGGCCACUCAUCUUGCUGUGGAUGGAACAGCGUGUCUGGGAUGUUGUCAGGAAAAAAUCUCAGGGGCACGUGUUGGUUUUGUUGUGACAAAGAUGUUAAACACAUUGCCAAUGUCGCUUGGAAUGUAGACUUAACAUUUUAACAAUUAUAAUCAUCUUUCCUUAACUAUACUCUUUAAUUUCAUUUGUUUAGUGAAGUCUAUAAGCCGUAAUGUUUUGCCUGUUCUGACAUUCGCCAAAAUAUGGUUGGAAAAAGAGGACAGCAUGCACAUUAAUCGCAGGAAGAUGACGCGUGGACUGGCAGGGAUUAAAGGUCUCGUGAUUGGUGGUCUAAACGUCUGGAGAUGGAAUCACUGUGCGGUUGGAAAAGCCUCUUCUUGGUGAGAUCUUUCCCUGCCCAUGACUGUGUAGAUGUUAACAGUCGGUCCACGUGAAAAUGUGGAAGCAGUGGUGGGGUCGUGCGGUGGUGCCGGGUGGUGGGGGAGGUGCCUCCCGGCCCGAGAGGGCCGAGUGCCUGCGGCGAGUUUGAGUCGAAUGCGAUUAAAAUGGUGUGGGCAGAGAUAGAAGAAUAUUGAAGGCAACAUCCUGUGGUAGUUAGCACAGGCGAAAUGCGAGUUAUUAAAAAAGGACACUUCGUGAAAGUUCAGUAUUGGCCUGGAAGUUGAAUAGCAAUGCAUCACUGCUUAGUGAGUUUAUCGUUCUGCAGAUGUCAAUGCCGGGAAUAGAUUUGUUUAUAAAGUGCAAUGUUAAUUUCAUUGUACAAGUAUAUCUAUGCGUGUGCAUUUAGAUGGAAAAUAGUGCAUAUACAUUAAAUGGUGUUUUGAUGAAUGGUCUCUUGUUAUGGCGAGCCCGUGUGUGUAUUACCUGUAAAUAUAAUGGAUAAACACUUUCCUUUCUUUUUACU
Lethenteron reissneri (Far Eastern brook lamprey) is the source of this 3222-nucleotide messenger RNA. Its product is annotated as minor histocompatibility antigen H13-like. The record is from RefSeq and is a predicted model, not a curated record. Gene Ontology annotation, biological process: membrane protein proteolysis. Lineage: Eukaryota; Metazoa; Chordata; Hyperoartia; Petromyzontiformes; Petromyzontidae. Gene Ontology annotation, molecular function: aspartic endopeptidase activity, intramembrane cleaving. Gene Ontology annotation, cellular component: lumenal side of endoplasmic reticulum membrane; cytoplasmic side of endoplasmic reticulum membrane; membrane.